Molecule: messenger RNA, 1446 nt
Organism: Puccinia triticina
Lineage: Eukaryota; Fungi; Basidiomycota; Pucciniomycetes; Pucciniales; Pucciniaceae
Exons: 3
Coding region: 1-1446 (481 amino acids)
Biological process (GO): L-homoserine metabolic process
Molecular function (GO): homoserine O-acetyltransferase activity
Source: RefSeq, a predicted model, not a curated record
AUGCAGCUAGAAGGAACAACCAUCACUUUCCCCCAGGUAUCACCUCAGACACCGUUUACCCAUCUGAUACCCAACCAGAAUAUUGCCCUCGUGUCACAGCUCAAGCUCACGUCUGGAGUACUCUUGACUGAUGUCCCACUCGCUUACCGCACUUGGGGCAAAUUGAAUGCCGAAGGCACGAACUGCAUGGUAAUCUGCCAUGCUUUGACAGGAUCCGCUGAUGUCGAGGAUUGGUGGGGACCGCUCGUAGGCCCAGGCUUGGUAUUCGACCCGACUCGCUACUUCAUCUUCUGCGCCAACGCCCUCGGCUCACCUUAUGGCAGCGCUUCACCGGUAUCUAUCAAUCCUAAAACUGGUAAGAGAUGGGGCCCAGAGUUCCCUUCCACAACCAUGAGGGACGAUGUCAACCUCCAGAAAAUCCUGCUGGAUCACUUCGGCGUCCGAACCGUAUCAGUCGUGAUCGGUGGGAGUAUGGGAGGCAUGACGUGCCUCGAAUGGCCUCUCUGUACUCCACCUGGCUACGUCCUCAAUAUUGUACCAAUAGCUACAUGCCCUAGACACUCCGCCUGGGGUAUCAGCUGGGGUGAAGCCCAACGACAAUCGAUAUACUCAGAUCCGAAGUAUCUUGAUGGCUACUAUGAUCAGGACGAUCCGCCGGCCAUCGGACUCGCUGCUGCACGCAUGGCCGCGUUAUUGACUUAUCGUAGUCGCGAUAGCUUCGAAUCUCGCUUUGGUAGGAAGCAAGUACUACCCAAGCCCAACUCGUCUAGCUCUCCAACAACUGGGAAUUCUAACGGCACAGCCGUCAAAACUUCUAGCCAGCAAGAGCAGCUCAUCGAGAAAGCCACCUUGGAGGCACUUACAGCUCACAACGACGGCCAUCGCCUCCAAUCUCAAGCUGCACCCUCACAAGAACGACAGAAACCCAACGAGAAUGCGCAUUCGGAAAUGUAUGUAAUUAAGUCACCAUGUCAAAUAUUUUCCGCUCAAUCUUAUUUGAGAUACCAAGGGGAUAAGUUCGUUGGACGAUUCGAUGCGAAUUGCUACAUCCAUCUCACGCGUAAACUGGACAGCCAUGACGUCGAUUAUGGGCGUGAGGAUGGGCCGGCAUUGCUGAAAAUUCCUCCCGGCGCUUUGGUCGUAGCAAUCAAUUCAGACGGUCUCUUCACACUGGUUGAGCAGCAGGAACUGGCUAAUUCAAUUCCCGCGGCCCGACUGGUUGUUGUUGAAAGUAAGGAUGGACACGACGGGUUUCUGUUAGAGUUCGAGCAAAUCAAUCGACACGUUCUUUUGCAUCUUCGUCAAAGACUACCGCACCUGUACGACCUUCCGGGAAAACUCGGGGAUGACGCAGUCCUCACGACUGAGCCAGUCAUCAAUGUUGAAUCGAAACUUCUCAAGACCAGCGUCUGCAGUGAGGCUGACGGAAGUAUCACCGAUUGGUAA